UUGAGCAAAUCAAUUAUCAGAGCAACAAAAGCAAACAAAAUACAAAGAAUAAAACACAAGCUUUUCAAUAAAUUUCAAGAAUAAAAUCAUGAACACCCUAAACAUGAAGUUCGUUGUCGUGGUCGUGUGCAUUGCCUUCUUCGUUGGAACCACCUGGGGCGAUGUGCUCAAAAGCGCCAAAGCCACUGCAGAGGAUGCCAAGGACGCCGCCGCCCCAACGUUCAAAUCUGCCAAGGAAACUGCCCAGGAUGCCACCGCACCCGCUGUUGAUGCCGUUGCUCCCUCUGUGGAAGGCGCAGCCUUAAAGUCUGAGUCUUUUGCUCAGUGGGCUUACGAUAAAAUUUCCGGUGGUUUGGGGUUGAAAUCUGAAGAUGACAAGUCAAAGGUGGUUGAAAAAGAGAAGUUACAAUUCUAAGUAAGAGGAUGCCAAGGCCACUUAGUAAUAGAUUAUGAAGAACUUCAAUUAUGUUGUUAAUGGGAAGUUCUACAGUUACAUGAGAAUCACUGUAACGACUAGUUUUUCUAUUUUUUUCUUUUUCUUUUUCUUUUGGCAUACGGAAAGGGUGGUUGCUUCCUUUUGUUUCAACAACUUUGCCCUAACCUUAGUUCCCAUGUUGGGCUGCCACAACUCUAAUAAUAAAUAUACUUUUUUAUGCUCUUA
This is a messenger RNA of Vigna radiata var. radiata (mung bean), 661 nucleotides long. RefSeq lists its product as uncharacterized. The transcript is spliced from 2 exons. The record is from RefSeq and is a predicted model, not a curated record. NCBI's taxonomy places the organism in Eukaryota, Viridiplantae, Streptophyta, Magnoliopsida, Fabales, Fabaceae. Bases 89 to 415 code for a protein of 108 amino acids.